Messenger RNA from Lottia gigantea (owl limpet), 795 nucleotides. RefSeq lists its product as hypothetical. Bases 1 to 795 code for a protein of 264 amino acids. Lineage: Eukaryota; Metazoa; Mollusca; Gastropoda; Lottiidae. The record is from RefSeq and is a predicted model, not a curated record. The transcript has 2 exons.
AUGCCGACCGCAAGUCAAUGGCAGAUUAUAAGGAAGGUGACUAACCCAAAUUUGGAGGCCAGAUCCGCAAUAGAGGUACCGUCUACUUUGGCAGACAAAUUGAAAUCCUUACAAAUCAAAGAUGAGGAAGAUGAUCCUCUGGGAUUAAAGACCUUGAAGAACAGAAUAACAGAGGGCAAAUCAGGGAAUCAUCACAAGAAAACCGAAGACCCAGCACCAGAGAAUAAAGAUUGUACAAGGGAAACUCAGAGAGUUCUAGAAAAAUUACCAAAACGAUUACAGAGCAAUCUACUACGUCUUGGGUUCAGAAAAUCAAUGAGGAACAUGAAACGAAGUUUCGGACAAUUAGUCGAAGAUGAAAUUAAAGAAGAAUUCAAUGAAACAGACGAACUUAUCAAACAACUACAAACCCGACAAAAUAUCGUUCCAAUAAAAGACAUGAAACCACCAGAUCUUAAACCCAAGGCCGUGUGUUUCUCUAGUCUUGGUAUUGAACCUACACAUCUUGAAGUGAAAAAGGCCGUCGAUCGCUUACUGACCACCUACCCUGAAAUCCGACUAACUACUAUCGAGUUUCAACCACGUUUUAAAAUGGUCAAAACUGAAACCAGCGAGAAAAUAAGUCGCUGGGUCAUAUCUUUUAACACUGAGUGGGGUAGAUCUAGGAUGACAAAUCAAGAACUGAUAUUAAAUGGUGAAGAAAUUGUUUUAAAGCGAUAUGACGAAGUAGUAAAGUCGGAAUUCAAACAAGCUCGUAGAGUAGCUGAAAUAAUGAUGAUAGUUAAGAAUGCCUAG